UAAAAAUAAAUGAGUGAUUUAAAUUGUAAACACAAACAAAAAGAAGGAACAGAAAUGGUAUGGCCAGUGAUUUCCACCUGCGCUACAAGGUAGAGCACAAGGGCAAGUUUGGACAUGAGUUUCUGGACAGAAAGCUUAGGUAUGCCAACAACAGUAGUUACAGAAAUGGUGUCAUGACCAGAAAGGAGGCUUACGUGCACAAGAAUAUAAUGGAGGAACUGAAGAGAAUUACUGAUGAUAGUGAAAUUACAGAAGAUGAUGCUUUGUGGCCUCCCUCUGACAAAGCUGGCCAAAAGGAGCUUGAAACUGUAAUUGGAGAAGAACACAUUUCUUUUACUCCAUCUAAAACAGGUUCUCUUACUGAUGUAAAUCAGUCCAAGAGUCCUGAAGGCCUUCAAGUAUUUUACUAUUUGGGGGUCCCUGGUUUCAGCACAGUUCGGCAGACCGACGCCUACAGGUUACCAAAGCCCGGGAAGAAGCCACGCCUAGGGCGGGGCGGGGCGGAGCGAGGCGAAGCCCUAGGAGAGGCUUGGGAGGGGCUGAGGGAGGGGCCUGAGCUGGGCCGGCGCGAGGGGCGGGGCGGAGGCUCCGGGGCAGCUCCGGGGUGGGGCUUGAAAGGAGGAGGGGUUAUUUCUGGUUACUCCGUCCCCGCCCGGCCUGGGCCAGCACCUGAAGCCGCAGGGGCACGGCCCCGAGCUCCGGCUUCUCCUCCGGCCCAGCACUAG
Messenger RNA from Lontra canadensis (Northern American river otter), 725 nucleotides. Its product is annotated as protein mago nashi homolog. Gene Ontology annotation, cellular component: catalytic step 2 spliceosome; exon-exon junction complex; nucleus. The transcript has 3 exons. The record is from RefSeq and is a predicted model, not a curated record. Lineage: Eukaryota; Metazoa; Chordata; Mammalia; Carnivora; Mustelidae. Gene Ontology annotation, biological process: RNA splicing. The coding region runs from base 60 to 725 and encodes 221 amino acids.